Messenger RNA from Amphiprion ocellaris (clown anemonefish), 2393 nucleotides. It is a transcript of the gene rnf5, whose product is annotated as ring finger protein 5. Bases 148 to 795 code for a protein of 215 amino acids. Lineage: Eukaryota; Metazoa; Chordata; Actinopteri; Pomacentridae. The record is from RefSeq and is a predicted model, not a curated record. Gene Ontology annotation, cellular component: endoplasmic reticulum. Gene Ontology annotation, molecular function: ubiquitin-like protein conjugating enzyme binding; metal ion binding; ubiquitin protein ligase activity. The transcript is spliced from 6 exons. Gene Ontology annotation, biological process: ubiquitin-dependent protein catabolic process.
ACUCCUCCUCCGGGCAGAGGCAGCAGCAGCUCGGUGUCUGUCUGCGGACGUUACCUCCGACUCUCAGCUAACGUUAUCUCGGGUUGGGCCCGUGUGGGUUGGCUUGGCUCGGUGCGCUACCUUCCCUUACUUUGUACGGUCAACAUUAUGGCGGCCGCGGAUCCCCGGUCCUCGAGUGACGGCGGGCCGGCCAGCAGAGGAGGCUUCCCGCCCGGGGAGAGCAGCAACGACCGCGACGGGCCGGGCGGCAGCAGCAGCGGCGGCAGCGGGGAGAGCGAACGGGAGCGGGAGCGGGACCGGGCAACCUUCGAGUGCAACAUUUGUUUGGACACUGCCACGGACGCUGUCAUCAGUAUGUGCGGCCACUUGUUCUGCUGGCCAUGUCUCCAUCAGUGGCUGGAGACUCGACCCAGCAGGCAGCAGUGUCCAGUGUGCAAGGCAGGAAUCAGCAGAGAGAAAGUGAUCCCGCUGUACGGCAGAGGGAGCUCCAGCCAGGAGGACCCCAGGUUGAAAACUCCACCGCGGCCUCAGGGACAGAGAACAGAGCCUGAGAGUAGAGGAGGGAUGUUUCAGGGUUUCAGGGACACCGGCUUCCACAUGUCGUUUGGCAUCGGAGCUUUCCCCUUCGGCUUCUACACCACAGUCUUCAACACCAACGAUCCUUUCCACAGAGCAGACCAGUAUGCAGGCGAUCACCAAGGCAACGGUAACCUCAACAACGGCAAUAACAACUGGCAAGACUCCCUGUUCCUGUUCGUGGCCAUCUUCUUCUUCUUCUGGCUGCUGAGCGUCUGACGGAGACCCGGAGCGAGGACGGACGGACGGACUGACGGACAGACAGAUCGACGACUGGGAGGGAGGAAAAAAGAAACGAAAAAAAUAAACUCGCACACAUAACUUGAGCCACAGACACACACUCAUAAUACAUUUUCUCGUUUGGGAGAAAGCGGAGCGUCGCGUUUAUUCCCCCUAAAAAUACAGCAAUUUGGUUUCUCCUUUUAACAGAAGCAGACCACUUUAGGACACUCGGCCUCCAACUCACCCUCCGACUGCUCUGUUUGUUUAGUUUAAGCAAGAAAACUGGGAAGUUAGUGCUGUGAGAAUCCCAAAAUAUCCCUCUAGAUACAUGCACACUGAAUCUAACGCUGCUGGGGUUCAGAGACAGUAUUAGUGAUCAGGGUGAGCUUUGUAAAAGAGUUUGUUAUUGAAGAAUAUUCUGUUUUCACUUGAAGGAGGCGAGCUCCUAAAGCAGAGAGGGAGUCGGGUUUGAGAUGCCGUAGUGGCCGCUCUAGCUGCUAGUUCUUUCUCUAAAAAGGCCAAAGAGUCGCGGGUCGGGACGUCGGUGGGUGAAGUUUACAGUUUCCUCCCAGAAUUCGACAGAAAACGGCACAGAUGGAUGCAUUUUUUUAAUAUAUGUUUCUCUUAACUAAAAAAAAAAAACAAAAACUGCCAUUGCACUGUGAAGUCAUUGGUCCUAAACGUCAGUAUGUCAGUGUGUGCUGGUGUUGAACCACUCGUUGCUUCUGGAGGAAAUAACCGAUGAGCAAUCCAAGUACGAUACGCACAGUUUGUCAGACUACGAGACAGAAAGCUGGUAGAAGUAGCUGGAAAAGAUGUAAAACGAAGGUGGAAAAACACACGACUUAUUAGCAGGAUUAACAAGCAAAGCCCAGCGUGAUGCUACAACCUAAAACCCUUCUGUCAGCUGAUUUGGUUUUUUUUGUGUCUGUGUGUCGGAGUGAGUGUGUCCAUUCUAUAUCUGUAUAUAUGAAUAUUGUAAAUGCUGUUUUUACGUGUUUCUGACUGGACGGCCAGCCACGGAGAGAUGCUUUUUGUAAAGCGAGAAAUGAUCUGGUUCCUGGUUUUCAGAACUAAGAAAAUAAAAAACAAAAGGCUUGCAGCCCAAGUUAAUAACUCCUCUCCCACAAAGAAAAGUUCCCUGCUAAUGUGAUGUUAACGUUCUCCCUUUUCCUGUAGAAGCUGCGACCGAGCAGCAGUCGAAGAGUUCAGAAACAUUCGUUCAUCAAGCAUAAAGUGGUAAAGACCCAGAUUCAAUGUUGUUGAAAAACAAAAACGAGGUACAACCAGAGAUGAUCCUUUCAUUCUUCUUGCAACUUAACAGACGUUUGGGCUGCUGAUGACUGAGCGUUUUCUGUAACUUACAGCUGAACUACAUGCAUUGAAUCGGGUUUUAGCACUUCAGUGUUCACUCCAGGGUCAGAGAUGAAACUUUGCUGCUCCUCAUUUCUCGCGUACUCGUCUGUUGAAGCUACACUUUGUGUUAUGGGGCUUAUGUGACACUAAAACAAGCGACGGGAGUCUUCUGAUGGACUAAAACACGGAGACAUUGUGCAAAACCAAACGGUCUAGGAGAUUAAAACUUGAUUAAAACA